Messenger RNA from Penicillium manginii, 747 nucleotides. RefSeq lists its product as uncharacterized. NCBI's taxonomy places the organism in Eukaryota, Fungi, Ascomycota, Eurotiomycetes, Eurotiales, Aspergillaceae. The coding region runs from base 1 to 747 and encodes 248 amino acids. The record is from RefSeq and is a predicted model, not a curated record. The transcript has a single exon.
AUGGGCAAGUGUACACUCCGGGCCUGGCCAUUGUGGACGCCCCACAGCCCAAUACGCCGCUCGGCGGAGGCAAGCCGACCCAAACCCCCCCCUGGAAAAAAAGUCUCCACGCGACUGACCAGCGCAGAUAAUCUUCAAAUCGCAAUUGACGUGUCUGGUAAUGGCAAACUACCGUGGCCACCAUCGACACAGCCCAAUGCUGACACGCUCUUCCACAACAUCACUCUGUUCCUAACGUCGGAGACCCUGUCGCAUAACUUCACCAUCUCGAAUGGUACAAAGCCGUCGAAUAACUCGAGCUAUGUUGGCCCUGUGCUUGAGCUCGAAUCAUCUUCCACAGUCAAACAUGUCAAUUGGGUGUGGCCCGAGUGUUUGGUUGGCAACGGGGAUGGGGAUGGCGACUCGGCCCGAGGCGCGUAUAACAUCUCGAUGCACCAGUCCUUCCGCUGGAAUGGGACCGACUACUAUACCGUGUUUGACUUGCCCAUCUCCGUGACAAAUAGUAUCUCUCGGAGUUCGGAUCGAUCGGAGUGCGCGCAGCUAGAGAACAAGUUACUCAGUGCGGCGGAGGAGAGCGAGAGCAGCGACACGCUGCCUAGCCAGCCUUGGGUGCAAAGUGGAGCAAGCACCACGAGUUCGAGUAGCUCCAGUGAAACGAGCAAGUCAAGUGCAACGAAGCGAGUCGGUAGACCACGGAUGGCCUGGUGGAUUGUCGCUGUGUUGACUUCUCCAUUGCUACUGGGGUGA